AUGAGCCCUGAGCGAUUCCGUCAGUUCAUGUCUUCAUCCUCAUCUUGGUUGCAACUUCCACAACGCCAGUCAGUGGCUCUACUCCUCUCGGUGCCGCUCAAGUCCUGCCUGUUGUAUGCUGUGCAUAACGAACGGGCGGAGAGCUACAAGGUUGAGGCGAACAAUCUGUUCGCUCACAAGCGAUUCCAUGAAGCUCUGGACCUGUACACCGCUGCGAUACAAACAGAUCCUGAAAACCCGGUAUAUCUUUGCAACAGAGCGUUCGCGCACAUCAAACUAGAAAAUUACGGGCAGGCUGUGAGCGAUGCGGAGGCUUCGCUGAAGUUGAACCCGACGUUUGUCAAGGCUUUCUAUCGGAGGGGAACGGCUUAUUUGGCACUGGGGAAAACAAGACAGGCACUUGCGGACUUCAGGACCGUCGCUCGCCUUCGGCCGUCAGAUUCGACGGCGCUGGGAAAGGUCAAACAAUGUGAAAAGAUCGCACGGCUCGAAGCCUUUGAGGAUGCGAUUCGAAUGGAGAAGACAGCUUCGCCUUAUGACACCCUUGACGUCGAGAGCAUCGAAGUGGAGCCAGACUAUGAUGGGCCGAGAUGGGAGGACGAGAUCACAGAGGAGUUUGUUCUGCAGAUGAUUGAGAGGUUCAAAGAUGACAAGCGCCUGCAUCGAAAGUAUGCCUACAAGAUCUUGGUGGUCGCAUGCGAACAACUCAAGAAGAUGAACAACGUCCUUGAGCUCGAAGUCCCUCAGGGGAGCGAGAUGACUGUCUGUGGAGACACGCAUGGACAGUUCUACGAUCUUCUGCAGAUCUUCUCGAUGAACGGAAACCCGAGCCCGUCGAACCCCUACAUCUUCAAUGGCGACUUCGUUGACCGGGGCUCUUGGUCGUUGGAAGUCAUCAUGACCCUCCUGGCCUGGAAGUGUCUCUACCCCGAGUCCAUCCACUUGACCCGCGGGAACCACGAAACUGUUGCGAUGAACAAGAUGUACGGGUUUGAAGGAGAAGUCAUUGCAAAGCACAACAGGCACAUGUACGAAUGCUUUGUUGAAUUGUUCUGGUAUCUUCCUCUUGCCAUCACUCUCAACGGCAAGGUGUUUGUGUGUCACGGAGGUUUGUUUCGAGAUGAUCGUGUCACUCUCGCCGAUAUCAACAAGGUGGAUCGAGCUAUCGAGCCAGGAGAUUCUGGAAUAGUUUGCGACCUUCUCUGGAGUGACCCCCAGAACGAGGAGGGCCGGGCUGAGAGCAAGCGAGGGACGGGCUGCAUGUUCGGACCUGACGUGACCAAGAAGUGGCUGGAGGAGAACGAUCUCUCCCUCCUCGUGCGUUCACACGAGAUGAAGGAGGAGGGAUACGAAGUGCAACACGACGGGAAGUGUAUCACGAUUUUCUCCGCUCCCAACUAUUGCGAUCAGAUGGGCAACCUCGGAGCUUUCAUUCGCUUCGGACACGAUUGCGAGCCUCGCUUCACGCAGUUUGCCGCAGCUCCCCAUCCUCCCAUGAAGCCGAUGAAGUAUGCGCCCGUGGGGAUGAUGCCAGGGUUUAUGUAAACUCUUCCUCCUCCUC
Messenger RNA from Guillardia theta CCMP2712, 1561 nucleotides. RefSeq lists its product as hypothetical. Gene Ontology annotation, molecular function: protein serine/threonine phosphatase activity; protein binding. The transcript has 23 exons. The record is from RefSeq and is a predicted model, not a curated record. Bases 1 to 1545 code for a protein of 514 amino acids. Lineage: Eukaryota; Cryptophyceae; Pyrenomonadales; Geminigeraceae. Gene Ontology annotation, cellular component: cytosol; nucleus.